Molecule: messenger RNA, 2164 nt
Organism: Paramecium sonneborni
Lineage: Eukaryota; Ciliophora; Oligohymenophorea; Peniculida; Parameciidae
Source: the annotation of a GenBank genome assembly
AUUCAAUGGCGAAUAGACAAAAAAAGAUUUCUGCGUCCAAAAGAAGAUCAAGCAGUUUACAUUCACAUGUUGAAUAACAAUAGAUUCAGUAAGAAUCUGGAGUAGAGGUAAUAAUUCUUAAAAUUAAGCAAAUCAUUGAAAUCUAUAAGAAACCGGUUUUAUUUAGAAAGCCUCAUGAAACAAGAUUAUUAAUAAACUCAUUAAGGAAUAUUAAGUUUUUCAAAGAAUAAUUUAAUGAGCAUUAUGAAGGAAUGUUAGAAGAUGUUGCCGAAAAUGCUAAGUUACAUAUAUAUAGUAAAAAUGAGACAAUCAUAAAGCAGGAUACUUAUGGAGAUACCUUUUAUAUCAUAAUAAAAGGAUAAGCAAAAGUUGUGAAAAGAGUGGUUACGAAUGUUGGAUCAUAUAUUACAAAAAAAGGAAAAAAAAGAGAUAAAUACCAUGAAUAAAUAAAAGAAAUUAUGACUUUAAAUGAUGGUGACUAUUUUGGUGAAUUAGCAUUGUUAGUAAUUAUUUACUAUGUAAUUAAAGGAAAGAAAACCAAGAGGAGCAGAUGUUAUCUCAGUCACAGAUUCUUAUAUUUUAGGCUUAGAUAAGGAUUCAUUUGAUAGAAUAAUGGCUACUAAAACUAAAAGAUAAUUUUUGCAUCUACUUGACACUUUAAGUUGCAAUUCAAUUUUAAAAGAAAUAUCAAAAAAUACUGUCAAAGCAUUGUUUAUGAUUAUGGAGAGAAAAGUAUAUAAUUAUGGAGAUAUAAUUUAUAAAUACGGAGAAAAAGGAAGCAGUUUAUAUUUUAUAAUUGAAGGAGAAUUUAAAAUGGUGUUAAAUAUAUAUAAAAAUGAAGAGAGAUAAGAUAAUUAAGAUUUUAAACAAAUAGAGAGAGAAGCAGAAAUUUGUAUUUUAGGAAGAAAUGAAACUAUUGGGCUUGAGGAAUUUUUAGAUGAAGAAAAGAGAUAAUGGAAAGCUAUUUGUACAAGUUAAGUUGGAAUAGUAUAUAAACUGAAUAGAAUUGACUAUAAAAGAAUAGAGCAAAGAUAUCCUGACAUUGUUGAUGCUAUUUAAAAGAUCAGAGAUGAAAAGAAAAGCUAUUAUGAGGCGUGGAAGGACAAGCAUGCUAAUCCCAUAAAUGCUGGUACAUAAAAAUAAGAUUAAAAUGAGGACGAUGAAAAAUUCGAUUAUUAAAAGUAUGUUGAAAGGUCGAAGUAAUUAAAAUAAAUUAUAAUGAAUGACAAAGAAAUGUAAUUCAUAUCUAGAGAUUAAGUCACUAUUAAUGAUGACAUGGACAUUAUGUUGAGAUAUUGUCCUUAUUUUUAAUUAGGAGUAUUAUUUUCUUAACAUCUAGGAUAAAAAAGCAACUCCCUUUUUAGUAAACACAAUAGAAACCAUUUAAUAAAGAAGAGUUAAAAGUGCUAAUUAUAGACCUUUGUCAUCUGUGAAUUAAGUAGAAACAUAGAAACCUGUGAGACCAAAUUCUGGAAAAUUAUCCUCUCCAAGGAAGUUGGAUAUUGAAAAAAACAAAAUGAAAGUUGCUGAAUCCUAACCAACAAUUACAAUAAAUCAAUAAUUAACUACAUAACCAGAAGAUAAUAAACAGAAAUCAAUGUAAAAUUCUAGGGCAAUUAUAGUGUCUUCUCCAACUUAAGAAUAAGAGUCAUCAAAAAUAAUAAUAAAAAAAAAAGCAAGAACAUAUAAUGAUGUUAUACAAAAUAAAAUAAUUUUUUUUAUGAAACUUACACCAUAAAAAAUAGAGUAGAUGGCUAUCUAAUAAAGGAUAGAUAAAGAAGAAUUUAAAGUUAAAAAAUUAUACAUUACUAAUUACCCCCCGAAAACCACUGGCUAAAUGUUAAAUAGAAUAAAAUCAGCAGUAAAAUUACAAACUUAGAAUACCUCAACCUAUAGAACAAAAUAUGGUUAAAUAAGAAGAGGAAUAGCUAGUAGUGUUAAUUUGUUGAGUUCUGAUGACAAAAUUCCAGCAGGAGAAUGCUCAAGAAUACAUUCUACUAAAAACUCAACUGGACUUAAUUUUGAUACUUCUGCUCUUCCUUUAAAAUAUUAAGCAGAUAUGAUAGGAAAAUAAUUUUUAUAAAAAAAUAAAUCUAUAGCACCAACAUAGGCAUUUAAGGGAUUGAGCAAGUAAAAAUUUAAAUAAUUAUCCACGGAAUAUUGA